Leptonychotes weddellii (Weddell seal) is the source of this 4235-nucleotide messenger RNA. NCBI's taxonomy places the organism in Eukaryota, Metazoa, Chordata, Mammalia, Carnivora, Phocidae. The record is from RefSeq and is a predicted model, not a curated record.
UAGCGGAAAUCUUGCCAGGUUUUACCACCUCUCACUCAUUUAUUUACUUUGCGGUCACCGCUUUCAGGGAACAGUUAUAAACUAGAUGCCCAAAAGAGUGGCGUGCGGGGACACAACUAAGAUUUUUUAAAAAAAUUGUCACCAUAUCCUCCGCACGUGCAGAGGGCAGGUAUAAAACGAUGAAAGGAAGGUGUUGUCAAUGAUAUCCGACAACCGGUCGCCGGGCACAGCCGUCCAGGGCGCUGUCCCCGCGCGCUCCAAUGGGACGAGAGACGCCAGCCCCAGGGUAACCGGAGGCGCGUCGCGGGCCGCGCGCGGGAAGCUGUGAUCUGAGUCCGGCGCCCGCUCUGCGGCGGCCGCAGUGACUCGACCCCGCCGGACAGGCCAGAGGAGCCCAUCUUGCAGCUCUCAAGUUUCUGUAGAAUGCUGUAAACAAUUGUCACGGUUGGUUUUCAAGUCAUAGAAAGAGUUGCAACUUCUCCUUCGUAACAGAACCUUCCUAGUUGCAUUCAAUGCCUAACAUUGCAGAAGCAGAAAGGGCAAAUGAUUCUGGAAAUGGUGAGCACAAAUCUGAGAGAAAGUCUCCUGAAGAGAAUCUACAAGGUGCUGUCCAGUCUUUCUGCACUCGUGCCUCGGGGGCACCCUUGGGUCCCAAAGGAGAUGGUCAUUACCCGUGGAGCUGUCCAGUGACCCACACUCGGGAGAAAAUUUAUGCCAUCUGUUCAGACUAUGCCUUUCUCAACCAGGCAACCUCAAUCUAUAAAACUCCAAAUUCAACCCGCUCUUCUUGCCUCCCUGAUAGUACCUCUUUAUCUGCUGGAAAUAAUCCAUCAAGAUACAUUGGCAUCCCAACGAGUACAUCAGAAAUCAUCUACAAUGAAGAAAAUAGCUUGGAAAACUUAUCCAAUAGCCUGGGCAAGCUACCUCUCGCAUGGGAAAUCGAUAAAUCUGAAUUUGAUGGGGUGACCACAAAUUUGAAACACAAAUCAGGCAACGUAAAGAAACAAAUUUCCAAGAAAAAAACUUCAGAUAAAAAAGGAAGACAUCAAAGGGAGUGGCCUCAGUAUUCUCCUCUUGAAGAUAUUAAGCAGCGGAAAGUAUUAGAUCUCAGAAGAUGGUACUGCAUAAGCCGACCACAAUAUAAGACUUCUUGUGGUAUCUCCUCAUUAAUUUCGUGUUGGAAUUUUUUAUAUAGCACAAUGGGAGCUGGAAAUCUUCCACCUAUUACCCAAGAAGAAGCUUUACGUAUUUUGGGCUUUCAACCCCCAUUUGAAGAUAUUAGGUUCGGUCCUUUCACUGGAAAUACAACACUUAUGAGAUGGUUUCGACAAAUUAAUGACCACUUCCACGUAAAAGGAUGCUCAUAUGUUCUAUAUAAGCCUCAUGGGAAGAACAAAACAGCUGGAGAAACUGCUUCAGGGGCCUUGUCGAAGUUAACUCAUGGAUUGAAAGAUGAAUCGCUGGCUUAUAUCUAUCAUUGCCAAAAUCAUUAUUUUUGUCCAAUUGGCUUUGAAGCAACCCCUGUUAAAGCUAAUAAAGCAUUCAGCAGGGGCCCCCUCUCACCACAAGAAGUAGAAUAUUGGAUCUUAAUUGGAGAAUCAAGUAGAAAACAUCCUGCUAUUCACUGUAAAAAAUGGGCAGAUAUUGUUACUGAUCUCAACACUCAAAAUCCAGAAUAUCUAGAUAUCCGACACUUGGAGAGGGGGCUGCAGUACCGAAAAACAAAGAAGGCAGCUGGUCAAGAAAGAUACAGGGUAAGGCAAUCUGAUGAUGUCUGUUUUGAGGCAGAUGGAAUUAUUUUGCAGGAGGAACUGGAAACUCUGGAGAGCAGCCUGUUAGCACAGCAGAAUUCGUUGAAAGCACAAAAACAGCAGCAAGAACGGAUUGCUGCUACCGUGACGGGGCAGAUGUUCCUGGAAAGCCAGGAACUUCUUCGCCUGUUUGGCAUUCCCUACAUCGAGGCUCCCAUGGAAGCAGAGGCGCAGUGCGCCAUCCUGGAUCUGACUGAUCAGACUUCUGGAACAAUCACUGAUGAUAGUGAUAUUUGGCUCUUUGGAGCACGGCAUGUCUAUAAAAACUUCUUUAAUAAAAACAAGUUUGUAGAGUAUUACCAGUAUGUGGACUUUCACAACCAACUUGGAUUAGACCGGAACAAAUUAAUAAAUUUGGCCUAUUUGCUUGGAAGUGAUUAUACAGAAGGAAUACCAACUGUAGGUUGUGUUACAGCCAUGGAAAUUCUCAAUGAAUUCCCUGGACAUGGCCUGGAACCUCUCCUAAAAUUCUCAGAGUGGUGGCAUGAAGCUCAAAAAAAUAAGAAGAUAAGACCUAACCCAUAUGAUACCAAAGUGAAAAAAAAAUUGCGCAAGCUGCAGCUCACACCUGGCUUUCCCAACCCAGCUGUUGCAGACGCUUACCUCAAACCUGUGGUGGAUGACUCCAGGGGGUCGUUUCUGUGGGGGAAGCCGGAUCUGGACAAAAUUAGAGAAUUUUGUCAGCGUUAUUUUGGGUGGAACAGGAUGAAGACAGAUGAGUCUCUGUUUCCAGUAUUAAAGCAACUGAACGCCCAGCAGGUAAUCAGUGCAGCUCUUUUCCUAACUUCAGGGUGAGGAGUGAACUAAGAAAGGCUGCCAGUCGCAGCUAUUAAAGACCCAUUACUCUUUUAUUUUAGAGCAUGUAACAUACAUUUUAAAAAUAUUACACUUUAGAUAAGAGAACAGAAGAAAACAGAAAAAGGGAAAACUGCACUUUGUCUUCAUUUCUCAAUUUCACUCUUAGGGCUGGACUUCCGUGUCUGUGCGUGUUCAUUCUGACUUUGAAAAAACCAGGCUAAUAAUGGAUUGCGUACUGAGAUGUUUAUGCUUGAAUAUUUUAGUUUUUCAGAGCUAUUUUCAUUUAAAAAAAGUCUGGGAAGUGUCCAGUCCAAAGCAAAUCCUGAUCAUUGAAUUCUCUUCGAGUACGAGUACUCCUUCAUUCUGUAAAUGAGUCAUCAUCACUAUGGCAUGUUGGCAGGAGAGAUUUUUGAGAUGAGGACUUUGUAUGGCUCUCAGUUCUCCCGUGGGGUGGGUGUAGGUAAUCGGGUCUCGCUGUAUCUGUGAGUAUAUUCCCACCCAUACCGAAGAUUGUUCCACCCCAGGAACAGCCUCCAAAAUAUAUGUACAGGUAAACCACUUAGUAGAAAUGAGACCAUAUCCUAGAAAGUACACAUAUUUAAAUCUAUUGUCAUUAGGUUUGGUUAAUUUAGAAAAAACAUAAAUAAAACUGAGGUGGAUGGCCUUUCCGAAAAACGUCUCCUUUGCUUAUGCGAUGACUUUCUGUAAUGGAGCCAUUGUAUGCCGACAGCCAAGGAAAGUGUGUCGGCUUUGUGAUGAUUACUCCUUAAUUUCAGGUACAUUGUGUUGUACUAUGUUUCUUCCUUUACAUUAUAGAAGUUAAUAUAAAUUUAUUUCCCCCAAAUUAGAAAAAAGUGGAUUAAAAUGAUCCAUUAUUUACUUUCUCUGACACAGAUACUAACAUACAGGUUUAUUUUCUUUUAUUCUCCCCCCCUCCUUUGCCCAUAUAUUUAUCAUACAUAAAUGCAAUUUGAUCUAUAUAACUCCCCCUCGUACUUAUUAACAUAAGAUUUUUUCUGUAUAUUGCAUGGUUUUCAUAAUUUCAAACGACCAGAUUACAUUGCAUCAAAGAGAUUUCACUUAACGGGUUCAGCGCACUUAGUGGAACCUUGAUUUUCAGGUUUUCAUAAAUAAUGCUGUGUUGAACAUUAGGCAUAAAACUUUCUCCACAUGCAACUAUUAUUUUAAAAAUGUCUUGCUAAAUGUGGAUUUGCUAAACAAAGAGCAUGACCAUUUCCCAGUAUGCAGUGUGGUUGCCCCCUCAACGAACCGCACAAUGACCAUGUUUUGAAGAGAAGGGAGGAGUGGAAUUUAGACACAGACCCCACGAAACUGUGCUGCUCCAAAAGAAGUUGGCAUAUUUGGCUACUGAAAAACACCUGACUCUCUUUGAGUGCCUGGGAAGGGGGUUCUUAUUGGAGAUGCGGACGGAGGGCUUAGGUGACAGGUGGUGAGUACUGCUUCCAGUGUGAUCUAGAAAAUCAAAUUUACUCUCAGUAAAUCCUGGGGUAGAGAUUUGGCUUUUGAGAGGUAAGGAAGGCACCUUCCCUGAAAGAGUCAUUCAAAGCCAGUGACCAAGGUGGAGCUCUUUUUUUUUUUUUUUAAAGAUUUUAUUUAUUUAUUUGA